UGCAAAUUCCACUUUCCAGCCAUUUCUUUGAUUUCACAACGAAAUGAAAUGUAAAUAACAACAAAUCGCACGUGCUGAACGACGUGUUGAUUUCGCGUACCAAAUAAACGGGUCUGCGCGGCCGCGGUGAAUCCUUUUAUUUUAAUUUCGUGGACCCGUUCCGAUCCGUCCGGCUGUGACAUGGUUCGAGUGGACUUUUCCCAACUGGUGGAGCUCCAGACGCAACCGGAGCGGAUUCGAAACAUUUGCAUCCUGGCACACGUCGACCAUGGCAAGACGACUCUGGCCGAUUCGCUUAUCGCCAGCAACGGAAUCAUCUCGCAACGGCUGGCGGGGAAGUUGAGGUAUAUGGACAGCCGCCCGGACGAACAGGAACGGCAGAUUACGAUGAAGAGCAGCAGCAUAGCGCUGUAUUACGAGAGACAUCUGGUGAACUUGAUCGAUUCGCCAGGACAUGUAGACUUCAGUAGCGAGGUGUCGACGGCGGUGCGGCUAUGCGACGGCGCGAUAGUGGUGGUGGACGUUGUGGAGGGGGUUUGUCCUCAGACCAGGAUUUGCCUGAAGCAGGCUUACAGUGAGAGUUUAAGGACGGUGCUGCUGCUGAACAAGGUUGAUCGACUUGUGUUGGAGAAGAAGAUGGAUCCGGUUGAGGCGUAUAAGCAUUUGAGGCAGGUUCUGGAGCAGGUCAAUGCCGUGGUAGGGAAUAUAUUUGCGACGGACGUGCUGGCCAAGGAAGAGCUGAGUUCGGACCAUCAGCUGUCAGCUUUGGAGGAUACGGACGACUCGAGGAUUUAUUACACUCCUGCCAAUGGCAAUGUCCUGUUCGGUUCAGCGUUGGAUGGUUGGGGAUUUACGUUGAAGGCGUUUGCCGAAAUGUACCAGGAAAAGCUGGGAGUUCCGCUGGCGGAACUUGAGGAAGCGAUGUGGGGCGAUUAUUUCUACAGUCCCAAGAAGAAGAGCAUCGAAAAGGGUGCGCUGGAAAAGGGUCGGAAGCCGUUGUUUGUCCAGCUGGUUCUGGAAAAUUUGUGGAACGUGUACGAUCUAGUGGAGAACCGGGACGUAGAUAAGUUGAAAACGAUAUCGGAGAAGCUGGGAAUUGCCCAAACUGCACGAGACUUAAAGCACGCGGAUAUUCGGAUUCCAAUUCGGAAUCUCCUGUCCCAAUGGUUACCCAUUGAGAAAUCUCUGCUAAAGUUGGUGGUAAUCAACGUUCCGAACCCUCGGAUGAUACCAGAGGUGAAAGCAGAGAAGCUUCUCUGUUCAAGAAUGGAGGACUUUCGGGCAUUCCCGGAGCUGACGCAGAAACUUAGCAAAGAUAUUCUCAAAUGCGAGGCGAGUAGCGAAACGUUGAUCGUUUUCAUCUCGAAGAUGUUUCCCGUUGACAGGAAGUCCCUGCCACAAUCCGUGGUUGAAAGUUUCUCCAAGCUGACCCUGACGGAGGAGGAUUCUGGGGGAUCGGAUUGUUGCGAUGAAGCUUUUCUAGCGUUUGCGCGGGUUUAUAGUGGAACGCUCAAACGGGGUGACAUGGUGUACGUGAUAGGUCCAAAGCACGAUCCUAGGAAUCUGCUGGUGGAUGGAUAUGAUUUGCAGGCUUCACCGCAUAUAACACAGGUUCAAGUGGAUCACCUGUUUAUGUUAAUGGGUCGCCAGCUGGAAGUUCUCGACUCGGUUCCAGCAGGGAGCAUAGCAGGAAUUGCCGGACUCCAAAACAACGUGCUCAAAACAGCGACCCUGAGCAACACUCCCUACUGUCCGCCAUUUGUAGACCUCCCGGCGAUAGCGACACCAAUUCUCAGGGUAGCCGUCGAACCUAAGGACAUCCAGAAUAUGCCGAAAUUGGUACGGGGACUAAAGCUUCUAAAUCAAGCGGAUGCCUGCGUCGAAGUUCGCAUACAGGAAAGUGGAGAACAUGUACUACUGACCCUGGGAGAGGUCCACUUGGAACGUUGCAUCAAGGACUUGGAGGAAACCUACGCCAAGGUGAAGCUCAAUGUAUCCAAACCGAUCGUACCGUUCAAGGAGACGAUAGUGAAGUUUGUUCCCACUUCCGAGGAGAACCCAGAGGAGGAAAUUGCAAAAGAAAGGGAACGAGAAAAAACGGUGACCAUCUACACUCCUAAUAAGCAGAGCUUUAUAAAACUGCUUGCAAUACCUCUGCCAGAAGAAGCUGUUGAUCUCUUAGAUCGUAGUAACGCCAUAUUAAAGACAUUGGCCAAAUCGCAGGAAGCGAAAGAAAUUUCACACUAUCUUCAGGAAUCGCUGGAGGAUCUGAAAGCCAAACUUGGCAAAAUAUUUGCCGAAAGCGAAACUGAAGAACUCGACGUCUCAAACGUAGACAAAAUCUGGAGCUUCGGUCCAAAGAAAUGCGGAACCAACGUUCUGUUGAAUUGUUCUUCCUUCAGUCAUCCAUCUGUGUGGAAUUUACGACAAAAUCCAAACGAGCCCAAUUCCGCCUCUCCAGAUAUCCGACACAGCUUAGAGUCAUCCUUCGUCAACGGUUUCCAGCUGGCCAGCCUGGCGGGACCACUGGCCGAUGAACCGAUGCAAGGUGUUUGCUUUCACGUGCUGGAAUGGGUUGUGACCGGUCCAAUCGCGGAAGCUGAAGAAUCAACCUCAUCGGUCGUGUCGCAUGGUCCGCUCUCGGGUCAAAUCAUGUCCAUCGUGAAGGACGGAUGCAAGAAGGCCUUCCAGAACCAACCGCAGCGCUUGGUCCACCCGAUGUACAGCUGCAACAUCACCGUCAACUCGGACGUCCUCGGGAAACUAUAUGCCGUGAUCGGGAGGAGACAAGGACGGAUCCUAUCGGCGGAUUUGAUCGAAGGAAGUGGUCAGUUCGAUGUGAAUGCCGUGAUUCCGGUGAUAGAGUCGUUCAACUUUGCCACGGAGAUUCGAAAGCAGACGUCCGGAUUGGCCAUGCCACAGCUGGUGUUCAGCCAUUGGGAGAUCGUCGACAUCGAUCCGUCCUGGGUGCCAACCACGGAGGAAGAAUACGAACAGUAUGGCGAGAAGGCCGACUUCACCAACAUUGCCAAGGUGUACAUGGGCUCGAUACGGGAACGGAAGGGCUUACCGGUAGAGAAGAAAACGGUGGAGCACGCGGAAAAGCAAAGGACGCUUUCAAAGAAUAAGUGAUAUGGUUGAACGGAAGCUGCGAAGGGUAGGUCUAUUAGCUAGUUAAUCUGUUGAACAUAAUUAUUGUUUUGUGUACAGUUUUAUCCAGAUUAUCUAACUAAAACGAUUAGUUAAUAAAUUAAUUGAUCUGAAAAUAAGAA
This is a messenger RNA of Aedes albopictus (Asian tiger mosquito), 3272 nucleotides long. Its product is annotated as elongation factor-like GTPase 1. Gene Ontology annotation, molecular function: ribosome binding; GTPase activity; GTP binding. The record is from RefSeq and is a predicted model, not a curated record. NCBI's taxonomy places the organism in Eukaryota, Metazoa, Arthropoda, Insecta, Diptera, Culicidae. The transcript is spliced from 3 exons. The coding region runs from base 181 to 3132 and encodes 983 amino acids. Gene Ontology annotation, cellular component: ribonucleoprotein complex; cytosol. Gene Ontology annotation, biological process: cytosolic ribosome assembly.